Messenger RNA from Arabidopsis arenosa, 1149 nucleotides. The record is from the annotation of a GenBank genome assembly. NCBI's taxonomy places the organism in Eukaryota, Viridiplantae, Streptophyta, Magnoliopsida, Brassicales, Brassicaceae.
AAGACAAGGAGGAACGGUGACCAAAAACUCAACAGGAAGUCUUCUGAUUGUUCUGUCUCUACUUCAGAGAAAUCUAAGGCCAAGUCGUCCUUGAGUGAAUCCAAAAGUAAAGGCUCUGAUCACAUUGUGGCACAAACUUUUACAUUCUCUGAGUUAGCUACUGCCACUAGAAACUUCAGAAAAGAAUGUCUUAUUGGAGAAGGAGGAUUUGGUAGAGUUUACAAAGGAUAUUUAGCCAGCACUAGCCAGACAGCGGCUAUCAAGCAACUUGAUCAUAAUGGUUUACAAGGAAACAGGGAGUUCCUCGUCGAAGUUCUCAUGUUGAGUCUUCUUCAUCACCCGAAUCUUGUUAACUUAAUAGGAUAUUGUGCUGAUGGAGAUCAAAGGCUUCUAGUGUACGAGUACAUGCCUUUAGGUUCACUUGAAGAUCAUUUGCACGAUAUUUCACCUGGUAAGCAGCCACUUGACUGGAACACCAGAAUGAAAAUAGCUGCAGGUGCUGCAAAAGGAUUGGAGAAAGCAAUAGACAGUUCAAGAUCCACUGGAGAACAGAAUCUAGUCGCAUGGGCAAGGCCUUUGUUUAAAGACAGGAGGAAAUUCUCUCAAAUGGCUGAUCCAAUGCUUCAAAGUCAAUACCCUCCACGAGGGUUGUACCAAGCACUCGCUGUAGCAGCGAUGUGCGUGCAAGAGCAGCCAAAUCUUAGACCUCUCAUUGCUGACGUGGUCACUGCACUUUCUUACCUCGCCUCCCAAAAGUUCGAUCCUCUGGCUCAGCCAGUCCAAGGCUCCCUUUUCGCUCCCGGGACUCCACCUAGAUCAAAGAGGGUCUGAAGAUAAUCCUGAGAACCGCAAUGCUGUGUAAGUUAUUUAGCUUAAACCCAUAUAUACCGGGCUGUCUUUCUUGAGGAGGAAAGGUGGAUGAUUUUCAGACUAAGUGUGGAAAGUAUGGCUUAAGAGCUGCUUGUAAAUAUGUGUAAGAAGAGAUAGAUUCAUAUAGAGUCCGGUUUAUAAUGUUGUUAUAGGUAAUGUUGUUUGAUGUAAUGUUUAUUGAGCACUUGCUUUGAAAUGUGACAGUUUCUCAUUAUUGUAUUGAGGAUGUCUGUUUUGAUUCCAAAGUUAUUGUAUAACUAUUAAAAUACUAUAGUUUUC